Messenger RNA from Caenorhabditis remanei, 1335 nucleotides. RefSeq lists its product as uncharacterized. Gene Ontology annotation, cellular component: membrane. The record is from RefSeq and is a predicted model, not a curated record. NCBI's taxonomy places the organism in Eukaryota, Metazoa, Nematoda, Chromadorea, Rhabditida, Rhabditidae. The transcript is spliced from 10 exons. The coding region runs from base 1 to 1335 and encodes 444 amino acids.
AUGUUUAUCACUGUUUUCUUCUUCUUCAUCCUUCAAACUUCGGUAUUUUCUGACAAUGAAGUUAAACUACUUGCGCUAACAGCUGAAGUGCCUCCAAAUGAUAAAGGAUCAAUCUACUAUCUAGUGAUCUCUCUGUUUGUAAUGUCAGUCUUUGCAUCAACACUUCUUACUGGAGCAUUCCUGGGAAUACUUAUUCUUCUAUGGGGACAUUUCAAAACGUUCAAGUACUUCUGGUUUCUCUCCCAACUCACUAUUUUUGUAUUCAUCCUAUCUGCAUUGAAUUUGAUUAUCAACGUCCCAGCGACUUUAUUCUCAUUGAUAACUAUAGAUUUCGUAUCUUCAGAUAUCUUCACCAUUUUAUCGUAUACAAUUGACUAUCUCCAUUAUACAAUUCUGAUAUCUAACCUCGUCAUUGCACUCCAACGAUUUUCAGUUUUCUUCUUCAGACACAUGACGUACAGAGUAUUUGAUUCAUAUGUGAUUUACAUCUGGUUACUAAUGAUAUGGAUUCUUCCGUGUUCGGUUAUGUUUGUGAUGGUUCACAACAACUGCAGGUAUCUGUACAUGCUCUCUCCUAGAAAAGUGAAUGGGCAUUACAAUCUGUAUUGUCCAACACAAAACAGCCUAGUUGACACUGCUCCGCCAGAGUUGGUACGGAUUAUGGAGUUAACACUGCAGUUCGGAAUUCCUGUAUUCAUUCUUGCUAUGUAUAUAGCCAUUAUUAUGAAGAUCAUCACGAUGAAAAAGGCGUCUUUGAACAGACACGAGACGAGAGUUUUGAUUCAAGCCAUUAUCAUCUUUGUUCUUUUCCAGGCAUCUUCUGUUGUUUUUCUAUAUUGUCAAACUUUUGAUUUUACUGUUCCAACGGCUUUUCUCAUCAAGCGAAUCAUUAACACAUUGGAAGCAGAGGUGCCUCCAAGUGAAAAAGGUUCAAUCUACUAUCUGGUGAUUACGCUAUUCGUAAUGUCAAUCAUCGCAUCCACUCUUCUCACUGGAGCAUUUCUGAUUCUACUUAUUCUUUUAUGGGGAAAUUUCAAAACGUUCAAAUACUUCUGGUUUCUCACUCAACUCACUCUAUCUGUAUUCAUCCUAUCUGCAUUGAAUCUGAUUAUUAACGUCCCAGCUACGUUAUUCUCAUUGAUCACUAAGGAUUUCGUAAUUUCAGAUAUCUUCACCAUUUUAUCGUAUACAAUUGACUAUCUUCAUUAUACAAUUCUGAUAUCUAACCUCGUCAUUGCACUCCAACGAUUUUCAGUUUUCUUCUUCAGACAGCUGACGUACAGAGUAUUUGAUUCGUAUGCCAAUCCGCAUAAACCACAGAAAAAAGGAGAUUAA